This is a messenger RNA of Micropterus dolomieu (smallmouth bass), 349 nucleotides long. Its product is annotated as wiskott-Aldrich syndrome protein homolog 1-like. NCBI's taxonomy places the organism in Eukaryota, Metazoa, Chordata, Actinopteri, Centrarchiformes, Centrarchidae. The record is from RefSeq and is a predicted model, not a curated record. The transcript has 2 exons. Bases 52 to 330 code for a protein of 92 amino acids.
GCGAUUUCUUUACUCUCACCACAGCCUCCAUGAUGCACCGGAGUGCUCAGGAUGGGAGGUCCACUCACCUCUUCCUCCCCGUUAGGCCAGCCGGGCUUGCCUACCUGCCUUCCCCUUUCACCGCCUCCACGGCGCUCCCCGGUCCUCCCCUCGCUCCCUGCCGGACCGCCAGCCACCGCAUCCUUCCCUCCUCGGUCUCCAGUCCCCCUCGGCCCUCUCGCUGGAACCUCUCGUGCUCCGCCAGCUCCUCGGUCCCCCGCGCCCACGUCUGCCGGUGCCCAUCUUCCCCCCUUUCUCCAGCCCCUCUACAUCCCCCUUUCCCCUCAAUAAACCUCUUUAGAAACCUGAA